Messenger RNA from Peniophora sp. CBMAI 1063, 2649 nucleotides. The record is from the annotation of a GenBank genome assembly. Lineage: Eukaryota; Fungi; Basidiomycota; Agaricomycetes; Russulales; Peniophoraceae.
AUGUCACGCUUGCCACAGCCAUCCUCUUCGCGCACACCCGUCAAAUCAACUCCAUCGCGAACGCGGACCACUUCUACGUUAUCCACGACCUCUAGCAGGCUGAACACUGCGUCUCCUGCGCCUGCGUCGCGUUUCCGGACACCGAGUCCCUCUAAGCCUGCCGCUGAACCCUCGUCGCGUACCACUACUCCCACUUCAUCCCGUAUCAGACCCGCUGCCGCUCGUGUACCUGCCUCUGUGCGCGCCUCUCCGUCGAAACCCAAACCCAAGCCCGCUGAGACCACUCCACCGCCACCAGCCGAACCACCAACCCGUCUGAGCCUCAAAGAGCAGAUCGCACUCAAACGCGCAGAAGCCAAGAAAGCUCAGCAGAAAUCCGGGCCUGUUGUCGAUGGGCCGUGGGACGGUCUGCAAGAUGCUGCGCCUGAUACGUUUGGAAAGCCGCCUCCCGAAGAUGAACUCGGGCGAUGGUCUAUUCGAGAGACUAUCGAGCGCGCACGCAGCUCAGGUCAGAUCAAUCUCGCUACGCGCGAACUCAAGUGCUUGCCCUCGGCGCUUUUCGAGAUACACCUAGGCAUCACGCCAGCGAAGCUCGCCCUUGUGCCUGACGAGCCGCCAAUACCCGAGCAUGUACGCAAGGGCUCAACGCAGGACACGUCUUGGUAUGAGCAACAAGAUUUGGCUAUCCUCAAAGCUUGGAGCAAUGAGAUCGUCGAGAUACAUCCCGAGAUCGCGUUGUUCGGUUCAUUGAAGGUCAUUGAUCUGCAUAACAAUAAACUUGCGUCUCUACCUGAUGCUUUUGCUGAUCUACCGAACCUUGCGACGCUCGAUCUCUCGCACAACGAGCUUACGACUUUACCGGCGAACUUCUUUGCUCUGCCGUCCAUAGUCACGCUGGAUCUUUCCCAUAACGCCUUGACAUCUCUGCCCUUCAACACACCAUUUGCUGGAUGCAACCCUCCCGCGUAUCAACGCAAGGACGACUACUUUGCUCCUGCCGUCGUCCGCGCCGACCGCCCCAUGCCUAAACUCGCCGUUCUCACGGCUUCGCACAACCAGAUCUCUGCGUCCGCCGUCGAUCUGGAGCACAUACCUCCCACCCUAACAAAGCUCGAUCUAUCUGAGAACCCACUCACGAACGACGCCGAACCUACCGCACGCGACUUCCUGGUCGGCCUCGCCCGCCUACCGGCCCUCGAAGAAGUCCGCCUCACGAAAGCCGUCAUCACCGAAUCUUCAUUCCCCGACGACCUUCUCUCCUCCGUCGACUCUCCAUUCCCCAAGCUCAAGCUUCUCGACAUGGAAGAGUCGUUCCACGUCAAACACACCGACGCCGUCCAACGCGCCCUCGCACCCAUAUCCGCGCAGCUAAUCUUCGCCUCUCCGCCCGUAGGACCGAGCACACCUUUGCUCGGCUCUAGCGAGCCGACGGACGAGCGACCGCCGCUGCAUGUGGUUAUUGGGAAGAAGGUGCAGCGCGAGGCUUGGGAGAUCGAGGCGGAUCGGCGCGCGCAGAUGCGGAAGAUGCGCAGCGCCGGGAACCUGCGCGCGCGGAACGACGAGGAUGCUCCACCCGUACCCUCUGCGUCUACGACCGAGGUGCCCGCACCCGUCAAACCUGCGCCUGGUCCUGUGUCGAGGAAGGAGGUCGUGAAGGAGCAGUGGGAGAUCGAGGCGGAGCAGGGAUUACUCACAGAAGGAGGACGCCGCCGCGCUCGUGCGCUCGCGGCACAGCGGGAGAAGGAAGAGGCUGAGAGGCGAGAGCGAGAGCUCGCGGAGAAGCACGCGCAAGAGCAGGAGCCGCGUCCGUCGUCCGCUAGCUCGCACGAGCGAGAAACCACCCUCAGCCCGUCGUCAUCCGCUUCGACGCUGAACCCGAAGUACUGGGACAAUUCAAACAAAACGCUCAUCCUCCCUCCCUGCGCACCCGUCGCCCGCCACGCCCGCAACUUCUCCCUCGCGAUCGACCGCACACGGGACGACGCCGACAUCACGCUCCCAAACGCCACACUCCCGCUCGCACUGAUCACCGCCCAGCCCUUCGCAGCAACCCUGCGCGUCCUCGAGCUCCGCGGGCGCCGCGCGGACCCCGCAUUCCUCCUCCCGACCGAAGACGUCUCCUUCCCGCGUCUCGAAGAGCUCAUCCUAGACGGCUGCGCGCUCCCCGACGACGUCCCCGCCUCGCUCGGCCCCGCCCCGCGUGCGCGCACCCCGACCGUGCCCCUUCUCGCAAGGCUCUUCCCCUCCCUCCGCUCGCUCGACCUCUCAUACAACACCAUCUCAUCCGCCGCGCUCUCCUCGUCGACCCUCUCCUCGCUCGUCCUCGCCGACGGCGCCACGGGCCGCGCGGGCCUGCGCGCACUGCGUCUGCGCGGGAACAGACUGGAGAAUUUGGGCGGACUGGCGAUGCUCGCGCGGAGCGCGUUCGCUGAUGGGAGUGAGGAUCGGGAGGGCGUGAGGGGGCGGUGGACGUUGGAGGAGCUGGAUGUCCGGGAUAAUGCGCUCGAGGCGCUGCCGGGCGAGUUGGGGCUGUUGCCGCUGGAGGUGUUUUUGGUCGAGGGGAACGUGUUCCGCGUGCCGAAUAGGAGGGUUUGGGAGAGGGAUGGGACGAAGGGGCUGCUGGCGUGGUUGCGCGGGAGACUGGGAUGA